AUGGCUCGUCUCGUUAGAUAUCUGAGGAGAGCAGUGAUAUAUACUUCAUCGCCUUCGAUUCUGUUCCGAAAUCCUAGAGUAUGUGUCCACUUAAAUCAGAAUCCUAAUUUCUCAAUCAGCCGCAAGUUUCUAAGCUCGGGGAGUUACGUGUCGGAAAUGCGGAAAUCAGCUUUCGAGGGUAACAUUCUCCGAUUAAUCCGCUCUGAGAUUCAGUCCGAGCUCGAUCACUCGCCUCCUCUUCAGCCUGAGGACAAGUUUGGUCCAUUCACGGUGGAUGAGCGGCCAGGGGAGCAGUGGAUUAGCUUGAGAAGAAAAUUUGGGGAGAAGGAAGAUAUUAAGAUCGAAGCAACCAUGUUUGAUGGAUCAGUUCCAUCAUCAAAAUCUGCAAGCAGUGACCCUGAAGAUGUUCAGCUUCACAUUACCUUCAUUGUCAAUAUCUCCAAGGGUGGUAAUGGCGAGACCUUAGAGAUCAUGUGUUCUGCUUGGCCUGAUACUAUACAGAUAUCCAAGUUCUUUAUUCGUAAAACCAGCAAGAGCUCGCCAAAUGCCUAUGUUGGACCAGAAUUCGAGGAAAUGGAAGAUGAGCUUCAAAACUUGCUUUAUCAAUUUUUGGAAGAAAGAGGUAUCAGUGAUGAUCUUGCUGUGUUCUUGCAUCAGUACAUGAAGAACAAAGAUAAAGCCGAGUAUAUCAGAUGGAUGGAGACUGUUAAGUCGUAUGUUGAGCAAAAAUAA
Molecule: messenger RNA, 732 nt
Organism: Microthlaspi erraticum
Lineage: Eukaryota; Viridiplantae; Streptophyta; Magnoliopsida; Brassicales; Brassicaceae
Source: the annotation of a GenBank genome assembly